Colletotrichum godetiae is the source of this 2378-nucleotide messenger RNA. Its product is annotated as fungal-specific transcription factor domain-containing protein. The coding region runs from base 346 to 2370 and encodes 674 amino acids. Gene Ontology annotation, molecular function: DNA binding; zinc ion binding; DNA-binding transcription factor activity, RNA polymerase II-specific. Lineage: Eukaryota; Fungi; Ascomycota; Sordariomycetes; Glomerellales; Glomerellaceae. The transcript is spliced from 3 exons. Gene Ontology annotation, biological process: regulation of DNA-templated transcription; DNA-templated transcription. The record is from RefSeq and is a predicted model, not a curated record.
AGAUCCAAGAACUAAUCAACAAUUACUCGUGAGUCCGAGAAGGAUUCGAUCGCCGAAUCAAACGACCCAAAAGAGUUCGAGCUGAUUGUGGCUUGACGGGUGCCACUAAAGCAUAUCCGUCAGCUCUGGAUUUGUAAUCUUGGCCCAGCGAUGCAAUCCUUGCGCUACUCCUGCGCACCACCAAAACAGACGCGGGACCCCUGCCUCACUCCCUUAAUUGGGACGACGAACCACGACUCGGGUCUUCAAAUGGUUGAAAUAUCCAACUCAUCCACCUCGACUGUCUGGGAUUUCCACUUUGUCUGGCGGAGUUGAAGACGGCAAACCCCCAACGACGACUUCACAAUGGAGACUUCAUCACAACGCCGCAAGGCCUGUGACUUGUGCUUCCUCAAGAAGAUCAAGUGCGACAUGCUCAAGCCGGCCUGCUCAAAUUGCCUACUGUAUAAGUCCGAGUGCCGCACCACCACAGUCCGCCGCAGAGUAGUACCGACGAAAGAGCGCCAACAACGGCCAAAAGAAACCACCGCGGGAGACCCGAAAAGAGUGGUGGAGUUGGAGAGCCGCCUGGCAAAGAUUGAAGAGCAGCUGCAGCGCGCACUGGAUGCGAAUAUUCGCCUUUCCAGCCAAGUUCCGGCCUCGGCACCAGUACCAGCACCAGCACCAGUCCAGUCCGCACCGAUCACAGAAACCAUCGAGUUGCCCCUGGACAAUGCCGGCCACUCAACCGACAGCACCGAGUUCAUCAAUGCCUUUUCGUGUAGCGAAAGCCUGAGCGAGUGGGUGGUCGAGACGGAGAAACCAAAACUGCCGCCGCUGGAGGAAAUCAUGCCCGUUAUUGACGAGUUCUUCAACCGGUACAACUCCAUUAUGCCGCUCUUCGACCAGCCGACCUUUAUGCGAAUGCUCUCCGACUGGUAUUCGCCAUCUUCAUAUCACUCGUCCGCCGCAUGGGCAGCCAUUAACAUCGCCUUGGCAUUAGGGUACCGCUGCACGUUGAAGCAGUCUGGAAAUCUGGAUGCCCUAGUGGACGAUCAGAAGGUGCUGCACCACAUGCGCAACGUGCAGUCUGUUGUGUCCGACUUGGUGACACGCGAGGAGGAUCUGUUAGGAAUCCAGGUCCUCGUGGGCAUGGUCGUUCUCUUUCAAGGGACAAAAGACCCCAAGCCAGCUUCGGUUCUCAUCGGGACGGCUAUCCGGCUGGCGCAUCGGCUGCACCUCCACGACAAGGAGUCCCUGCAGUACUUCCCGGCCGCGGUUGCCCGGCAGAGGUCACGGCUCUUUUGGAUUACAUACUGCAUGGACAAGGACAUCAGUUUGAGGUCAAAAACACCUUCGUUCCAGCUGGAUGCAGAUAUCGACCUGCCGCUGCCGGAGCUGGACCCGGACGACGGGGCCGGCGUCAUGGCUGCGUCCAAUGGCAGCAAGUUCAACUUCUUCCGGGCGAGGGUCGAGCUCAGUCAUAUCGCGGGUAAGGUGUACGACCUCCUGUACAGCACUAGGUCGCGCAAGGUGGCAAAGUCGGAAGCGCAGCUGCGAGUGACGCGGCUGGAGGAGAUGCUCGAGACGUGGCGCCGCAACGUGCCUGCGGAGUUUCAGCUCGCAUCGCUGCUCGAGUACGCCGAGCCGCUCCCGGCGGUACACCUUUCGCUUCUGUAUCACAACUUCUUUGUGAUUACCGUCAUGGUCCACGGCAUCUACUCGCACGACGCGGACUGGGUGCAAAGAAUCAGUUCGUAUGGCCGGGCGGCGAUACAAGACCUGGAUGGAGUGGGACAACCGCAUAGCCGGCAGAACGCACCAUUGCCGACGGGGUGGGCAAAGUGCGUGGAGCUUAGCCGGGACUGCAUGAAUCUGUUUGUGGAAUCGCCCAAGACAGACUGCAGCAUCUGGUCCAACGCGUGUGCGCACUUUUCGGGACUCAUCAUUAUUCUAUCCAACAUGUUUGUGUUCCCAGAGCACCAGCAUAUACCGACAGACAAAGAGCUCGCGGAACAGGCGAUUCAGAUGUUUGAUAUGAUGCUGCGCAUAUCGGCAAAUGAAGACUUUCGCAAGUUGCAUGAGGUGGUCAGGGAGCUACACCGACGGGCCAUGGCGACGGUGGACAAGGUGGCGCGGAAGAGAGAAGAGCAAGCGGCUGCGGCUGCGGUGGCGGAGGCCAUGGACAGUACGCUGCCGUUUGGGAUGCAAUUCGAAGAGGAUGUGAGUUUCUUUGGGGGCGCAAGCAUGGCGGACUUUACAGGGCCUUUUCCUGGAGUUGUCAUGGAAGAGUCACCGGUGACGGUGGAUUCAGAGACGGCAGAUACGCUGGAGGGCUUCGAGGGGCACUUGGGUCGUGCAGCUGCGACGGUUGGGCAUAGUCAUUAUUGAGGCUGGAA